AACAGCCUCUGUGGUAUGAAUCCUUAUAUUUCAAACAUAUUGAGUUUAUAUAACUAACAGACUGACCACAUCGUACCAAUAAAAUAGAAAAUAACAUUUGUAGAAGAUUUGGCCAAAUGUGUCUGUGAAUAGGAGGAACGGUAAUUAAUGGACUAGGUAUAACUCAAAACCGGUAAAUCGUAUAAUAAUAGUCUAUAGGUCAAAAUAAAGCUUAUAAUAAAAGGGAUACGAAUAUGAAGCAAUUAUACAAUAGGAAAUAUACAUAUCAUAUUGAUCCAUAAAUAUCAUUCAUAAUUCUCCACGGGAUAUAACAGUUACAAGCUUCUGUAGUCAAUCUCAGAAUUUUUUUUUUAGACUUAUACUCAUUACUUACAGAAACAGACUUUAAAAAAAUGCAAUUAUAUGAAGAUUGAAAUUCUAACCGAUCAUUGACUAAAACACUUGACAUUUUCAGUUAUAAUAUACAGUUGAAUAGAAAUGAUUAUGAAAAUCGCUACAAUUCAUAAGUUCUAGGAAUUUAAAUAUACCAUAAUUCCACAUCUGGUAAUGUCAAACCUCAAUGUUAGAUUAAUGAAAUCGGCUUUUUCUAUUACAAGUGAGCAUCAUAAAUCUAUACUAAUUGUAUCCUUCACUACUUAAACUGUCAUUCAUUAAUUUGAUAUAGGACAAAAUAAUUGAUUUCAUAUAGUUAAAUAUCAUAAAUGUAAUGACUGAACAUAAUGUAUAACAAAUGAAUACACUUGACUACAGAUAAACAUCUGUAAUUUGUGUGUAUAUAUAUAUCCAUUGAAUGAUUUCAACAGCUUUAUUGUUUAUCAUUCUACUAUAAUAUGUAUAGUACAAUUCAAUGGAUAUGAUAGAAGAGCUUUAGUUUAUUAAUGUAUUUUAAUUUUUCGAUAAAAUAUAUGUACCUUCCCAUUAUGCCAAUCAUGAAACAGUGAACGAAAUGUUAAUAAUAAUAGUAAUAUAUAUACAUCAGAUAUUCUAUAUAACGUUCAUGAAUCCAUAGUAUACCAUCAAAGGAAGUAUAGUGUUGUAAACAUUCAAUAAAGAAUAACAUAGACUGGUUUAACAUCAAAAUUAUUGAUUUACGUAUACAAAGUCUAUAUCUAAUCAUCAGGGGGUUUUACACAAUAAACAAACAUGAAGGAUUAUCUACAUUUUGAUUAUUGAAUAGACAUUUUCAUAUGCUCCUGAACCAGGUUGGUAUGAAAACAUCAUAAAAUAUCGUAAUAACAAGACUGAACAAAAUUUCAAAUUAAUGUGUAUGAAAUUAUAUGAAAUAGUUACGGAUUCAAAAAACAAUUCAAAAAGUGGAAACAUGUUACUGAACGCUUACAAUGUUUGGAAUAUUCGACCGAAAGUUUGGAUUGCUUCAUUAAUUUCAAUUUUUGUCAUAAGUGCAGUUGGACUAUUAGGAGUUGGUGUAGUACCAUUAGUUCAAAAAGUAUUUUUCAAUCAAGUUAUUCAAUAUUUGGUUGCAUUGGCUGUUGGGACUUUGACCGGUGAUGCAAUGCUACAUUUACUUCCCCAUGCUAUAAGCAUUGGUCAAGGUCAUGAUCAUGGAGGUGAAGAAACAUCAUCUAAGGAAGAAAAUGGCGAACGUAUAGCAAUUUUGAAAGGUUUGGUGGCUUUGGGUGGUGUAUAUUUCUUUUUCAUGGCGGAGAAAAUAUUAAGCUUAACUUCUGAAUAUCGGGCUGAAAAAAAGCUUGAAAAAGAAGAUCGUGAAAGAGCACUACUUAAUUUACCUGUAGCUCCAGUAACUCGUCGUUUAAGUUCUGUAAGACCAUCUUUGGCUCCAGGUGGACUUUUAGCAGUAUCUGGGCAAACCAGAAGACUAUCACAACUUGAUCCUACAUCAUGUAGAAGAGCAUCACGUGCUAUGUCUAUUGCAAAUGAAGAUGUAUUUGUUACGGGACUAAGUAGCAAAGCAAUGAAAUCAAUCGACAUUCUUUAUAGCUAUGCAGAGGAAUAUGAUGAGCUUACAAGAAGAUCUUCACAGGACAAUGGUAUAGAACAACCAUUGGUAAAACAUGAAGCACAGUUGGACCUUCCUGAUGGGAAACCAAAGCAAGUUAAUGAAGAGAACAGCUCAAAGAAAGAUAUACAACAACAUCAAGAAAAGCUUGUAAUAAAUUUGCCAAAAAUUACAAUAGCAGAAGAAAAUGAGACCAAGAUAAAAGAAUCAGAAAAACAGUUGCGUAUCGACUUACCAGAUCAUCAUCAGGAAGACGUAAACACAUCUGAUCAUGGACAUGGUCAUAGUCAUGGUCAUUCGCACGAAGUUCCAGAAUCUGUAGCUGCAGUGGCUUGGAUGGUAAUUAUGGGUGAUGGUCUACAUAAUUUUACAGAUGGGAUGGCAAUCGGUGCUGCGUUCGCUCAAAGCAUUUCAGGUGGUCUUAGCACAAGUGUUGCAGUAUUCUGCCAUGAACUACCGCACGAGCUAGAUCGAUUUCAAUGUGUUUGUGAAUUACUGCAUGACCUGAGUGUCAAGCUGCUAAAAAUUCUAUAGUGUUUUCAGAAUUGCCUCUAUCCAAGAUUUCAACAUUUUCCCAGUCGAAUGUGUGUCCAUAGUUGUCCACAUACAUUGAUGUAAACGAAGAUAUGUCAUGGACUUUGACUGCUAAUUGAUGUUCAUGUGAUUUUGCUGUACUUUUAAAAACUGGUAUGCGGAUUAAAGAAGCAAUGUUUUUCAAUAUUAUUUCAUCAAUUCUUUGUUUAUUUGGAAUGUUAGUUGGUAUAGGUAUUGGUAAUGUAGAAUCUGCAAGUUAUUGGAUAUUUGCAAUUACUGCUGGAACAUUUAUUUAUAUUGCACUUGUUGAUAUGUUACCUGAACUUAAUUCACUUGAAUUAAGACCAGGUCAAACACGAAUUGGUCAAUUCAUUAUUCAAACAGCUGGUUUAACAACUGGUGUUGGAAUUAUGCUGGUUAUAGCCUUAUUUGAAGAUUCUAUUCGUGUAAUAGUUGAUUAAAAUUAAUAAAAUUGCAUUUAUUAUUGAUAAACUAUUAUUGAUAUUGUGACAUAUGCUAGUCAGUCAGUCAGUCAGCUAUAACGUAGGACCUGGCAUAUGAACAAUAUGGACACUUAUGAAAUCCCAUUAACCCUUUUAAAUUAUAAUUGAGUAUAUGUUAUCCUCCAAUUGUACUUGAUCAUGUACUAAUGAUCUCAAAAAUCAAAGUAAUUAUUCUACUUACUGAUCUCAUUAUUUCAUUUAUAUUUCAUUCCUUUUUAUUUCAUAUUUACAAUUGGGUGUUUCCAAUAUUAUCAUUAUUCUGCACUGGAUAUUUGGUCUUGGUUUUUUUUUCUGUGUAUUCACCUACCUGGAUACUCACUCGUUAAAACAUGUAAACAAAUAAAGUACUUAACUAUCUAUCUAUCUACAUAUUGAAAACUGAAUUAUAAACAACUAUACAUUUCGAAUUCGCUUAACAAUAUAACUACAGUUUGCAAAUAUCCAAACAUUUACUUUUUUGAAUAGAAUAAAUAAACACGAACACAACAUUUUCUU
Molecule: messenger RNA, 3510 nt
Organism: Schistosoma rodhaini
Lineage: Eukaryota; Metazoa; Platyhelminthes; Trematoda; Strigeidida; Schistosomatidae
Source: the annotation of a GenBank genome assembly